UACUUAAAACUGCAAAUGCUUAAUCUAUGAAAAGAUACAUUCAGAAACCUUAUAAAAACCACUCCUCUACUCCACACAUCUCUUCCAUUCUUAUCUCUCCUCCCGACUCCCCACCCAACUUCUCCUUCUCUCUCUUCUGAGAGCUGAUAGCCUCACUAUGCCGUUAAGAUACCUAACCAGCAUCAAUUCCUCCUCCUCGUCGUCGGCGGCGGUGGCACCACCGCCAGACUCCGUCAACGUGGACUCCGACUUCGUGGUCAUCCUCGCAGCUCUUCUAUGUGCCCUAAUUUGUGUUAUCGGAUUAGUAGCAGUAGCUCGCUGCGCGUGGCUCCGCCGGGCUUCGGACAGUUCCGCCGUAACCGGGCCGUCACAGCCUCGGGCUUCGGCAAAUAAAGGGCUGAAGAAGAAGAUACUUCGGACACUCCCCAGACUCACCUUCAACCCCGACAUCAACGGCAAAUUAGCGGACUGCCCUAUCUGCUUAACCGAAUUCGUCAACGGAGAUGAGAUCCGAGUACUGCCGCAGUGUGGUCACGCCUUUCACGUUGGAUGCAUAGAUACUUGGCUUGGGUCUCACUCUUCCUGCCCUUCCUGCCGUCAGAUUCUGGUCGUCGCUAUGUGUCAGAAUUGCGGUGGACUUCCGGCGACCUCAUCCGUCUGCGGUGACCCAGAGACCGGAUUGAAGGCAAGAGAAGAUGAUGUCAAUAGGUUUUUACCUUAGGAUCCAAUUAGAGAGAAACCCUUCUCCUCCUCUCUCUGUUUCCAUAAUUGUAUAAUCCUUUUUUUUCUCUUAGAAGUUCCAAUUAGGGUUCUUAAUUUUAAAAUUUCUUGUAAUUUUAGGGAUAUGUAAAUAUUUUAAUACUGUAUCUGGUGAAUAUAUAUUGAGGUUUAAGUUUUUAAUCA
This is a messenger RNA of Macadamia integrifolia, 903 nucleotides long. Its product is annotated as RING-H2 finger protein ATL8-like. The transcript has a single exon. Lineage: Eukaryota; Viridiplantae; Streptophyta; Magnoliopsida; Proteales; Proteaceae. The record is from RefSeq and is a predicted model, not a curated record. Bases 158 to 721 code for a protein of 187 amino acids.